AUGAAGCCCUCAUUGCUACUCCUGUCUCACCUCUGCCUGUUCAGCCUCAUGCCUCCCUCGUGGGCAUCAGACUCGGCACAAGGUGCCUCCAGCCUCACUUGUUGGUAUGACUCACGGGCGGCUCUCUUCUGCGACUGGGACCCAGGCAGGGACCUGACUGAAGCACCAUGCCAGCUGGAGAUUUUAUCAAAGAAAGGCUUUUGUGACAGGUGGUUAAAUCCCUCACCUGAAAAAUGCAAGAAGUACUGCAAAUUAUUCAAGACAGAGCAUAUGACAGGACUGAGGAGAUGCAUCAAAACCUUCAACCAAAAUGCUAAUAAUCAGUGCUUCACCAUUUCAGACCGUCUUAAUUUGUCUGUAAAUUGCCACACUGCAGAGAAUAAAACCAAAAUACCUGCACAAAUAAAAAACUUCAAUCCAUUUGCAAAUAUAAAGCUGAGGCCUCCAGAAAACCUUCAGCUGGUUAACAUAACUGAAAACACCUCCAACCUAACAUGGAGCCUGACUAUUUCCUCUCACUAUUUGGAUGGGAUGCGGGAGUACCAAGUGCGGUACCGACACGUGAGUCAGUCCUGGGAGGAGGCUGUAAACUUGCCCAUUGAACAGGACCAGAUGUGGACAAAUUUUGAGAGACUCUCACCCAACUCGAAAUAUGAGGCAGCUGUCCGUGCAAGGCCAAGUGCCAGAAGCAACUACAAAGGCGUGUGGAGUGACUGGAGCAAGCCAGUCCUGUGGAGGACACACGCUGACCGUAAGGGAACAUCCCAGCCAGUCCUGCCAGUUCUGAUAGUGAGCACUUUUGUCUUCGUGAUCAUUGGGACUGCCUUCCUCAUUAACUUACGGACCCUGAAAUGGUUUAAGAAGAUCCUGAAGAUUCACAUCCCAGACCCUGAGAAGUUUUUUCCCCCACUUGUUUCUGUUCACGGAGGUGACAUUCAGAAAUGGCUCUCCUCCCCAUUCUCCACAUCUUCCUACUCUGUGAACAGUGCAACCCCAGAGAUCUCCAUGCUCGAGGUGAUGCAGAAGAAUGACCAGGAAUCCCAGUUUCUACUUUCCAAGGGAGCCCUGACUCCUGAUCCUCCCACAGAAACCAGUGUGCACUCUGGAUCCAGCUGCUUCACCAACCAAGGCUACUUCUUCUUCCACCUUUCCAACUCCUUUGAGAUCGAGCCCUGUCAGGUCUACUUCACCUAUGAGCCUUUCACCCAGGAGGGCAGUGGCAGCAAGGCUGGUGAGUGUUACCAGGCUCUCCCCUCCCCAGACCUCUGCACACUGGCAGAGGACAUGAAUGUGUUGCCCAGCAACUUCUUUCACUGCAUCGAGGCAACCCCAGGCUUCCAAAAGAGCUCCUUGGUGGAAGAGACAGCAGGUGAAGCCCAGCAGGCCAUGGCUGUUCCGGAGGCUCUCCAGUCGAGUGAAAGCACCUCAACAACAUCUGUUCUGGGACAGGAUGAGAAGGUGAUGGACAAAGCAGUUUCACAACCUGCUGAGGCCGUGUGCCAGCUGGACACGGACUUUCCUGACCAGCUGGACCUGCAGGACAGCGGUGCUGUCAGUGUGAUGGAGGGGAGUGGGAAGGGAGGCCCUCCAACUGACCCCUGCACACCAGCACCUAGUGCUGCCUCUUCCUUCUCCCAGCCUCCACUGCUAAGACAAAGACAGGAUGAGGAUCCAUGCAAAACAGCCUUCUCUAGCCAGGUCCCAAACACUGGUGCCUACCUUUCUCUGAGGGACCUCCAAGGCCAGUACAGCCAUUGCUCUGUCUAGGAUCUGCAUGGAGGAGACCCACAAGGAGACCCACAGAUGGGAAAGGCCACCUCUGCAGGGAAGGCUGGAUGGACAGUUUCUCU
Poecile atricapillus (Black-capped chickadee) is the source of this 1850-nucleotide messenger RNA. Its product is annotated as interleukin-2 receptor subunit beta-like. Gene Ontology annotation, molecular function: cytokine receptor activity; protein binding. Lineage: Eukaryota; Metazoa; Chordata; Aves; Passeriformes; Paridae. Gene Ontology annotation, biological process: cytokine-mediated signaling pathway; immunoglobulin mediated immune response. The coding region runs from base 1 to 1767 and encodes 588 amino acids. Gene Ontology annotation, cellular component: membrane; external side of plasma membrane. The transcript is spliced from 9 exons. The record is from RefSeq and is a predicted model, not a curated record.